Molecule: messenger RNA, 2664 nt
Organism: Penicillium lagena
Lineage: Eukaryota; Fungi; Ascomycota; Eurotiomycetes; Eurotiales; Aspergillaceae
Gene: exg2
Product: putative exo-beta-1,3-glucanase
Exons: 3
Coding region: 1-2664 (887 amino acids)
Biological process (GO): glucan catabolic process
Cellular component (GO): cell surface; extracellular region
Molecular function (GO): beta-glucosidase activity
Source: RefSeq, a predicted model, not a curated record
AUGCCGAGUCAGUCGCGCAGUCGGGACCGGUACGGCGGGGGGCGCGAACAAUACCGGGAGCGAGAUCGCGCGCGGGAAAGGGAACGCGAACGCAGACGGGAACGCGAGCGAGAGCGAGAAUACGUUCGCGGCCGAUACGAGGAGGCCGAUGAGGGGGGAGACGGCGGUGUGGCGUCGAGUCCCAACAAUGCCAAUGCACGUGGUGGACGAUAUAAUUUCCCCAGGUCGGGUCGUGAUUCCUACGACUACGAUGCAGAUGAUGGGUAUGAGGAGGAGCGGCGAAGAGAACGGGAGCAGCGACGGGAGCGCCGGAGGCAGCGCGAUGAGGAGAAAGCGUACAAUGAAGCUGUGGAGGAGAGACGGAGGGAGAGAUCUAAGGCGAAAGAGUCACCUGCUACGUCACCGACAAAGAAGAGAGAUCGCGAGCGGGAUCGUGAAGGGCAUCGCAGGCAACGCGGGUAUGAGGACAGGGAAGGCAGCCCGGCCAAGGAUGUCCGCGAUAGGAGAUCUCGGCCUCGAGAAGAGGAGCGCGAGAGGUCGCGAGAUGCGGAUGCUGAAGACAGACGGAGGAGACGACGAGAAAGAGAACGAGACCGCGAACGGAGCAUUGAGGCUGCGGCGGCGGCUGAUGUGGCUCGGAGACAGAAGCACCAGAGCAGCGAGUCGACGAACAGUGCGUCGCAUCUGUUGAGCGCGGAUGCGCUGGCUCGCUUGACGUCUGAGCAUGCCGAGGUGGACCGGCGAGCGCGAUCGCGUCCGCCAGAUGAUACCCGCAGAGACCGAAGACAGCGCAAACGCGCUGUUUUAGAAGGCGCCGCUGGGGCUGCCCUUGGUGCUGGGCUUGCUGAGGGGAGGUCAAGACAUAAGUCCGGGGCCCGAGUUGUCUCCGGGGCCUACUUGGAGGAGGGCCGCAGCCCUGAGAUGAAGGUCCGUCGUCGUGGAGCCACGUCUGUCAUGGAUUCCCGGUGGAAUAAAGAAGGGCCAUGGGAGACUGGCUCGGAUUCAGGUGAUGGAGGCCCGCCAGCCUGGAGAUUCUGGGCUGAUUGGUCCAAGAAGAAGCGGCUAUGGAUGGGUGGCAUUGCGGCUGUGGUUUUGCUGCUUGUUAUUAUAAUUCCGAUAGCGGUGGCUGUGUCAAAAAAGCACAGUUCCAAGUCAGACUCCUCGAGCUCGUCUGAUUCCUCUUCGAGUGAUCCUUCUAACUCCAAUCUGGAUGGCAUCAGUGAGGAUAGUAUUCCGUCCUACGCACAAGGUACUUACUUGGACCCUUUCACCUGGUACGAGACCGAUGGCUUUAAUGUCACCUUUACCAAUGAAACUGUGGGAGGGCUCUCCAUCAUGGGCAUCAACUCAACAUGGGACGACUCUGCCCGACCAAACGACCAAGUACCUCCUCUUAACGAAAAGUUUCCUUACGGCUCACGGCCGAUCCGCGGAGUGAACCUGGGUGGAUGGCUAUCCAUCGAGCCUUUCAUCGUGCCGUCACUCUUCGAAUCCUAUUCGGCUUUGGACGCUGUGGUCGACGAGUGGACUCUGAGCCAAGCGCUAGGAGGCGCUGCCUCAACAACAAUCGAGAAGCACUACGCCACCUUCAUUACUGAGCAGGAUUUUGCGGAAAUUGCGGAAGCAGGCCUUGACCAUAUCCGCAUCCAAUACUCAUACUGGUCGGUCAAGACGUACGAUGGCGACCCCUACGUCCCGAAGAUUGCAUGGCGCUAUCUUCUCCGAGCCAUUGAGUACGCGCGCAAGUACGGACUUCGCGUCAAGCUUGACAUCCAUGGGAUUCCCGGCAGUCAGAAUGGUUGGAACCACAGCGGCCACCAAGGCUCGAUUGGGUGGAUAAACGGCACAGAUGGCGAGUUGAACGUCCAGCGCUCUUUGGAGAUCCAUGACCAGCUAUCUCAGUUCUUCGCACAGGACCGAUACAAGAACGUAGUGACGAUCUACGGGCUUGUCAAUGAACCACUCAUGCUCGAUCUGUCUGUCGAGAAAGUGCUCGAUUGGAAUGAGCAAGUCUCUCAGCUCAUCCGCAAGAACGGCGUCACUGCCACUUUGGUCUUCCAUGACGGGUUCUUGAACCUGAGCAAGUGGAAGUCCAUGUUCAAGACUCAUCCAGAUAACAUGUACCUCGACACGCACCAGUAUACCAUCUUCAAUACUGGCGAAAUUGUGCUGAACCACACAGCUAAGGUAGAGCUUAUUUGCAAUAGCUGGUUACCUAUGCUUCAGCAAGUCAACAGCACAACAGAAGGAUGGGGUCCAACUAUGUGCGGCGAAUGGUCCCAAGCAGACACAGACUGCGCCAAGUACCUCAACAAUGUGGGCCGCGGCACACGCUGGGAAGGAACGAUGUCAACUACCUCGUCAACAGCAUACUGCCCCACCGCCGAUACGGAUGCGGGAUGUAGCUGCACAGACGCUAACGCGGAUGUCUCCCAGUACUCGGAUGUAUACAAGUCAUGGCUGCUGACGUACGCGGAGGCCCAAAUGUCUGCCUUUGAGAAUGCGAUGGGCUGGUUUUACUGGACGUGGCAUACGGAGUCUGCUGCGCAGUGGAGUUACCGUACUGCGUGGCAGAAUGGGUUCAUGCCGAAACUGGCGUAUGAGCCGUCGUUCAAGUGCGGUGAUACAGUGCCGGAUUUCGAGGGGUUGCCGGAGUACUACUGA